Symbiodinium natans is the source of this 708-nucleotide messenger RNA. The record is from the annotation of a GenBank genome assembly. NCBI's taxonomy places the organism in Eukaryota, Dinophyceae, Suessiales, Symbiodiniaceae.
AUGUCGUGCUUGCUAGGCAGGAACCUGGACAUCUUGAGCAACCUCGAGCGGAUGGAGAAGCAGGUCGAGGCCCUACGGAAGCAGGACCGCGAGACCAACGCGGAGCUGGCAAAGCUGCAACACCAAGUCAAAGAUCAAGAGACGCGGAACAAGAUGGUGGAGGCACAGCUGAAUGCCGAAAGAGUGAAGAACGCCAACCUUGUGCCGCUGGAUCAGUUUGAGGCGGCGAAGGAAGAGAUCCGAGCGGCCAAAGCAAAAUGUGUCCAGUGGGAAGAGAUGUAUGCGGCAAAAGAGAAGGACGGGCUUCAAGCACCUUUUUUCAAGUCUCCGGAGUGCAGGGUGGGACGGGAAGUCUGGGAUGGUGUAGAUUCCCAGUUGCGGGCCUACAAUCAUAGCCUUUUCCUUGUUGGAGUUCCCUGCAAGCAGGAUUACCAGAACAUUGUGGAAGCCUACAAGCUCGUCAGUAACCAUGACACCGCGGGCGUGGAGGCAUGGAGGGCUCCAGUUCGGCAGCUAGGACUUUGGGAUGUUUGCGAGCUUGCGCGCAAGUGUGUCACGAGUCCCUCUGCAGUGCUCACCUUCCGCGCAUACGGAGUUCACAGGGUCAACCCAGCAAAGGAUACGCAGUGGGAACCGGGGACCUGGUGUGGGAGUCGCUUGUGCCCACCAGCGCUGCGCAGCCGCUCUCGUCAUCCUGAUGUCCGCUGA